AUGGAGGAUGCUCGUCUUCUGUUUGAUUCAAUGGUAGUAAGAGAUUUGGUUUCGUGGAAUAUAAUGAUCGAUGGGUAUACUGCAGAUGCUUCCUUAACCUUUGGUCUGUUUCAGUUGUUUCUCACUGAAGGGAAGAAGCCAGAUUGCUAUACCAUUGGGAACCUCUUGAGAGCUUCUAUUGAAGUUAACCGUCUUGAAAUGAUCAGUGAAUUACACGGCUUUUCGAUCAAGCUUGGCCUCGAGAGAUCAAAUGUUGCAUUGGUUAGGUCUCUGAUCGUUGCGUAUGCCAAGUGUGGUAGCCUUUCAAAUGCUUUGAAACUGUACGAAUGCACGAUGGAAGGAGACUUGAUAUCUUGCACUGCUUUAAUAACAGGUUUUGCACAACAGAACAGCUUCACAAGUUGUGCUUUUGAUACCUUCAAGGAAAUGAUACUAAUGAAAACUAAGAUGGACGAGGUUGUAGUAUCCUCACUGCUUAAAAUAUGCACCACCAUUGCAUCAAUCUCCAUUGGAAGACAGAUCCACUGCUUCUCCUUAAAAUCCUCCCAAAUCAGAUUCGAUGUUGCUUUGCGUAACUCUCUGAUAGAUAUGUAUGCAAAGUCUGGGGUCAUUGAGGAUGCAGUCCUUGCUUUCGAAGAGAUGGAAGAGAAAGAUGUGAGAUCAUGGACCUCUAUGAUUUCAGGAUAUGGAAGACAUGGGAAUAUAGAGAAAGCAAUUGGUCUUUACAACAUAAUGGAGCAUGAAGGGAUCAAACCCAAUGACGUCACGUUUCUUGCUCUCCUCUCUGCUUGUAGCCACACAGGAGAGACAGAGAUUGGGUGGGAGAUUCUCAAUACAAUGGUCAACAAGUACGGUAUCAAAGUUCGAGAAGAGCACUUAUCUUGCAUGGUGGAUAUGCUUGCACGCGGUGGAAACUUGGAAGAUGCUUAUGAACUGAUGAGAAGUAAAAAUGGCAUUACUACAAGUCUUAGCUCAUCAACAUGGGGAGCUUUUCUUGAUGCGUGCAGGCGACAUGGGAAUGUGCAACUCGGUAAAGUAGCAGCGGCGCAGCUUCUGAGUAUGGAGCCGAAGAGACCAGUCAAUUAUGUUAAUCUGGCAAGUGUGUAUGCAGCUAAUGAAGAUUGGGACAAUGCUUUGAAGACUAGGAAGCUUAUGAAAGAAACUGGUUCUUGCAAUACCGACAACACUCUCAAUAAAAGGUUUUAAAGACACAAUGUAGUGUAUAAAUGUUUUAACAUCAAAGUGACGUUAUCGCAUAUCUUCCAAUCAUC
Eruca vesicaria subsp. sativa (arugula) is the source of this 1271-nucleotide messenger RNA. The record is from the annotation of a GenBank genome assembly. Lineage: Eukaryota; Viridiplantae; Streptophyta; Magnoliopsida; Brassicales; Brassicaceae.